Messenger RNA from Labrus mixtus (cuckoo wrasse), 1011 nucleotides. Its product is annotated as dr1-associated corepressor. Gene Ontology annotation, molecular function: protein heterodimerization activity; core promoter sequence-specific DNA binding; transcription corepressor activity. The record is from RefSeq and is a predicted model, not a curated record. Gene Ontology annotation, biological process: negative regulation of transcription by RNA polymerase II; transcription by RNA polymerase II; positive regulation of transcription by RNA polymerase II. Bases 135 to 587 code for a protein of 150 amino acids. Gene Ontology annotation, cellular component: negative cofactor 2 complex; nucleus. The transcript is spliced from 6 exons. NCBI's taxonomy places the organism in Eukaryota, Metazoa, Chordata, Actinopteri, Labriformes, Labridae.
CUGGGUGACCUCAGGUGUGUGUGUGUGCAGUUUUCAAGUUUUCUUCGUGCUGAAAGUAAACAAAUGGACUCUGCGGCGGUUUGUGAUAAAAAAAUGAAAAAUGUGGUCAAAGUUUGUGACUUAAAUCGAGCACGAUGCCCGGACAGAAGAGAAGAUAUAAUGUGCGCUUUCCUCCAGGCCGCAUCAAGAAGAUCAUGCAGAAGGAUGCAGAGGUGGGGAAGAUUGCAAUGGCCGUUCCUGUGAUCAUCUCUCGGGCGCUGGAGAUGUUCCUGAAGUGUCUGCUGACCCAAACCUGUCUGGUAACUCAGUCCAAGCACAGCGCCGCCGUGUCAGUCUCUCACAUGAAGCAGUGCAUCGAGUCAGAGAGGCUCUUCCACUUCCUCAAAGACCUGGCAGAGCGAGCAACAUCUACGGCAGGCCAGAAGGACAACAGAGGCAUGAAUGUGUGGCCGUUAUACAGAACAAGACGGCAUGACACGUCCGUUAAAAAAACACCUGAAGUGGUAGAAAAGGCGCCACGGCCGAGCCUCGACUCCCUUGACAAUGACUCCAGCUCCAGUGAGUCCGAGCUCUACAUCUGCCUCUGAGUGUGAACGUGCAGCCUGAAGAAACUCACAAACCCUACUUUUUGUCACUUUUGUUUAAAAGUUUGUCUUUGAUUACGCUCUGCUGGUACAGUUUAACAUACACGUUCAUCAUAGGAAUAUUAACCGUGAGAAAAAGCAUUGUUCUGGGAAGAGAAUGUUUAAGUUAUAUCAUAUUUUAUAACUUUUUCUGCUGAUUGAUUUUGUUUUGGGUCGUUUUCUUUCACGUUUUAGUGUACCUCUUGUUUUGUAGUGAAGCCUGUUUUCUUUAUGUUCAUAGCAGAUUUGUAUUAAGAGUGAAAAUGUAAAUACUCUGCUCGUUUAUUAAUGCAGAGAAACACUUUAAAUUAUUUUAGAUUCUGAUAUAUUUGUGUUGAUCAGGCAGAUCGCUUCAAUCUUUUGUUUCCUUUCAUUUGAAAAAAAGAAA